This is a messenger RNA of Cynoglossus semilaevis (tongue sole), 1648 nucleotides long. RefSeq names its product acyl-CoA dehydrogenase medium chain (gene acadm). Lineage: Eukaryota; Metazoa; Chordata; Actinopteri; Pleuronectiformes; Cynoglossidae. Gene Ontology annotation, biological process: fatty acid beta-oxidation; medium-chain fatty acid catabolic process. The transcript has 12 exons. Gene Ontology annotation, cellular component: cytoplasm; mitochondrion. Gene Ontology annotation, molecular function: medium-chain fatty acyl-CoA dehydrogenase activity; flavin adenine dinucleotide binding. The record is from RefSeq and is a predicted model, not a curated record. Bases 140 to 1405 code for a protein of 421 amino acids.
AGUCACUCUGUUUGCGUAGUCGACCGUCACGUGUUCAAGUGUCACUGCUGUGAUUGGCCGAGGAGACUUGUCUUCUUACAUUGCAUAAAACAGUGGUCAUUUGAGGUUACUGUCAACGACGUGAUACAGGAGCAGAAUCAUGCUGUUCAACAAGUUGGUCAGAGCUGGUGUGAGGUCCGGGAUCCGGCUGCAGAGCUCCGGUGCUGCUGCAGCAGAUGCAGCAUCCUCCAGCAGUUCAUCCCUCGGCUUCUCAUUUGAGCUGACAGAUCAGCAGAAGGAGUUUCAGCAGCUGGCAAGAAAGUUUGCACGUGAAGAAAUCGUGCCUGCGGCACCUGUCUAUGACAAGAGUGGUGAAUAUCCGGUCCCCAUCAUCAAAAAAGCCUGGGAGCUGGGAUUGAUGAACAGUCACAUCCCACAGGAAUAUGGUGGAAUGGGCCUGUCAAUCUUUGACAGCUGUCUCAUCACUGAAGAGCUGGCUUAUGGCUGCACUGGGGUCCAGACUGCAAUAGAAGCAAACUCUUUGGGACAAAUACCAGUUAUUCUCGCUGGAAAUGAGAUGCAGAAGAAGAAGUACCUGGGCCGAAUGACGGAGGAGCCUCUGAUGAGCGCGUAUUGUGUCACAGAACCCGGGGCGGGUUCUGAUGUGGCGGGCGUUAAAACCCUAGCUGUGAAGAAGGGGGAUGAGUAUGUGGUCAACGGGCAGAAGAUGUGGAUUACAAAUGGCGGAAAAGCCAACUGGUACUUCCUCCUGGCUCGCACGAACCCUGACCCUAAAUGUCCAACAUCUAAGGCUUUCACUGGCUUCAUUGUAGACGCAGACACUCCAGGAGUUCAACCAGGGAGGAAGGAAAUGAACAUGGGUCAGAGGUGCUCUGACACCAGAGGCAUCACCUUCGAGGAUGUGAGGAUACCCAAGGAGAACGUCCUGAUCGGAGAGGGAGCUGGCUUCAAAAUUGCCAUGGGGGCCUUCGACAACACAAGACCACCGGUGGCUGCAGGGGCAACAGGAUUGGCCCAGAGAGCCCUGGAUGAAGCAACCAACUACGCCCUGGAGAGAAAAACCUUUGGCAAAGUUAUCGCUGAGCACCAGGCCAUCUCCUUCCUUCUGGCAGAGAUGGCUAUGAAGGUGGAGCUGGCCAGGAUGGCCUAUCAGAGAUCAGCCUGGGAGGUGGACCAGGGCCGCAGGAACACAUACUUCGCCUCCAUCGCCAAGGCCUUUGCUGGAGACAUAGCCAAUCAGGUGGCUUCUGAUGCUGUGCAGGUCUUUGGAGGCAAUGGUUUCAACAGUGACUAUCCAGUAGAGAAGCUGAUGAGGGAUGCUAAGAUCUACCAGAUUUACGAGGGAACAGCUCAAAUCCAAAGACUCAUCAUUUCCCGAGAACAUCUUGGAAAAUACAUGAAAUAAACUCUUCACAUCUGACUUGUACUCUGUCAGAACCUUUUAAUCUCUGUGAUGGUGCCUCUAACUUGCUGAAUUUAGUUUUCCUCUGAGAUGACAUGUAAUCUUCUUUAAAUGAAUGAUUAUAUAAUGAAAGUGACAUGACCCACGUUCAUCUUGAAAUUGUAAAUACCUUAAGUUUUGUGUUUAGUGCUAACACGUUUUGUACUGCAUUUGGUUGGGCAAUAAAAUAAUCAUUUAUGGUACUUA